AGGGACUAUCAAACGCUGUGUUCUAUUACAAUGGAAAAGCAUUCGGAUUUGGAGGGAUGGAGUGGCAUAAAAACUUAGACGCUGAGCAAUACGAGAUAAAAACUGACCCUGAAAACAAAUUGAAAUACAUUCAAUUUACUGCUAGAGUUUCCAAAAACAUACAGGGAGGGCUAAAACAUAAAAAUGUAGAAAAUCAAAUUAUUAAACAAUACGAGCAACCGUCCAAUUCUCGGUGUUUAGUAAAACUGUUCUCAUUUUACUUAUCAUUGUUUCCCGGCGUUGGUCCAUUCUGCAGAAAAACUUUGAUUGAAAGUGUCAUUUCUAGUGGUGAAAACAAAGUCCCGCGAUUCAGUGCUGGAAAAAUUCCAACAAACAAAUUAUCUACAAUGUUUAAGAAAUUUUAUGAGGAAGCCGGAAAUUCCUUAGAUGGUCGCAAUAUUACAAAUCACUCCGGGAGGGUAACUCUAUGCACAACACUAUAUAAUAGUGGUUUUAAUGACAAAGCUGUAGCCAGCAGAAGUGGUCAUCGUUCUAAAUCCAUACAAAAAUAUCAAAGGUAACAAUAUCCUAUUCUUAAGGAAAUAAGCAACACUCUUGCUCCUCCUAUGGCAAAGACAGAUGAAAAUCUCUUAAAACGUUCCUCGGAGACAACCCUGGAUUCCGAUACGUCUGUGCUUGACGAUGCAUGUGUAUUUUUGUAUGUGCCGAAAUGUGUCAAAAAAGUUACAAUUCAAAAAGGUGAUACAAAAAUUACUGUGGACAUUUAAAACUAAAAUGUGUAAAUUGUAUUGCAAAUUUAAUAAAAAAUAAAACAAUUGUAUUUGUACUACUUGCAUAUAACUUUGAGGGUGGGGGAUAAACUAUAUAAAGUAACGCCCAUUUACUGCUUCUUGAUAUUGAACGGACCAAUCAAAUACUCUUUAGUAUUUCAGAAAUAGAUUCUUCGCCAUUAAGAAUGAAUUAUUUACGAGAAUCGGAGUCAUUUGAUUGGAUAAAGACUGGGUUAUGUUUUAAGUGGAGUGACAGCAGCUCUUGGGGUCAAUUAUAAUACCAGAUAUCUUCUUAAAGGAUACAUACUAUGUUAAGCAGGAGUGACGCCAAUAAUUAAUAUUCUUUCGAAAUGGAACCAAUGAGGAACAUAUUCCUUGUCCUUGGUUUCUCUGCUCUGCUUGGCAUAUUCAUUUUUGGAGUUCUCGAAACCCUAGAAGAAAGAAGAAUUGUUUUCAUUGCUCCCACAAUCAAGAGAAAUACAGCUAUUAAAACACAGACCACAUUAUCCAAUUUCAAAAACGGUUUUCCGUAUACUAAGACGUGGGUAAUUUUAUGGUAUAACAUUCCGUCUUAUCUAAAUCUCUACGUAAAGUAUUCUAAAAUGAAAAAGUGUGAACAUAUAGGAUCAAACUGUGUUAUAUCAACGGACAACUCUGAUGUCCAUAACAGUAGUGUUGUGAUCUUCACACAUUCGUCACUACCAGGUUCUCCUCCCCUGAAGAAUAAAUCCCAGAUAUGGAUGUUUAAUACUCUGGAAAACAAAGCUUAUACACAUAGGCCAAAUACCGCUUGGAAAAAUCAAUUUGAAUGGAUCAUGUCUUAUCGAAGAGAUGCCGACGUUCAAAGACCGUAUGGUAAAAUCAUAAGACUGGACAAAAGUUUGGAAAGAAAUUAUUCUGAGAUUUUUCGACAAAAGACGAAAUUCGGUGUCUGGAUGUCGGGUCACUGUCCUGUUCCAUCUCGUCGUAAAGAAUACAUUGAACAGUUGCAGAAGUACAUACCAAUUGACACGUUUGGAUCAUGUGGGAAGAAAAAGUGUGGGGUUCGAACCAAUUUGAAGAAUGAUUGUUUAACGAAUCUUGCUAGGGAAUAUAAAUUUUAUUUUUCCUUCGAGAAUAACAUCUGUAAGGAUUACUCUACAGAAAAGGUGUUCAACUUGUAUAAAAAGGAUUUCAACCUUAGCAUCAUACCGGUUGUAAAUGGUCCUCCCCAGGCAAGUGAAUAUUUACCUACGGGAACGUUUUUAAGCACGUUGAAUUAUACUUCUCCAGAGGUGUUGGCAAAAAAGCUUAAAGAAAUUGGAUCAAGUGAAAUAUUAUAUACUAAAUAUCUGAAAGAAAAAGAUAAAUACAAUUCAUUAGAUGAACCUGAGAUUUUUCGAGAAGCGAUAUGUAAUGUUUGUCAGAAACUAGAUAAGAUGGAAGGGGACACAAUUUUGCCAAAAGCGGAUGUGAUGAACAUGUUUAAAAAUGAUUGUUGACAUCAAUUCUCUGUAAAUACCAAAAAUACGUGGCCACGCACUAUCACGAAAUUGAAUUUUAUCUCUCUGACUUAAAAGAAUGUUCUAUAUGAAGACUCUCUGUGGGUAUAUUUUUGACAGUUCAUACUCAGUUUUCAUAGCAACGACAUUGAAACAUUUAACUACUGGCCAAAAUGACAUAAGGAGUGCCAUUAUAUAAAUAACUCGUAUAUUCCCUAAAUACAGUAAGGUUUGAUCAUGACAUUGGUUUAAUUUUAUAAGCAAGUAAUCAAUGUACCUGUAAACAUACACUGAUUUCAGUGAAAUGUACAGAUAACAAUACCAUGGAUUUGUGUUUCAUAGAUUUAGCUUAUAAGAUAGUGAAAAACAGGCACAUUAAAUGAUAUCAAUUUAAUUUUAAGCAGGCAAUUGAAAGCUGGAAUAAACAAUUUCUAAAACGAUAAGACCUUAGUCUAACAGAUACAACCAAAAUUGGCUUGGGUAUAUUCACUGGCUUUCACAAACAACUAUUUGAAGUUAUCGCUUUUCCACAAAAUCCAACCUAAAGUUACUUCCCUUUGUUGACUCUUCUGUAUUGAAGUACGAAAAAGACGUCACAACAACAUGGCAAAAGCAGACGUUGGAAAAACAUAGAUCAAAUGGGGUGGAGAAAGCAUGCCAUUUAUGUUUUAGGGUAUUUAGAGUAAUUUUAAGUCUCUAAUGAAUUGGUGAAUAUGAAAUCCCUUACCAAAAUGAAUUGUUUGCGGGCAAACUGAUUAGUUUACCAGAAAACUUUAGAACUUGUUUGCCGAUCUUUGCCAGUAGUAGCAAUCUUCUGGUAAACCUCCUUUAUUUUGCCAGAA
Magallana angulata is the source of this 3093-nucleotide messenger RNA. RefSeq names its product alpha-(1,3)-fucosyltransferase fut-5-like. Lineage: Eukaryota; Metazoa; Mollusca; Bivalvia; Ostreida; Ostreidae. The record is from RefSeq and is a predicted model, not a curated record. The transcript is spliced from 2 exons. Gene Ontology annotation, cellular component: membrane. Gene Ontology annotation, molecular function: alpha-(1->3)-fucosyltransferase activity. Bases 1121 to 2251 code for a protein of 376 amino acids.